GUGGAAUCCUAGAGAGAUGAAGAUGGAGGAUGAGUCUUGAGCUUCAAAUUGGCUAAGUUCUUUUGUUUCCUAUCCUCUUCUCUUUUUACUAGAUGGUGAAUUUCUCAUAUGGAUUGGCUGCUAAAAAAUCCACAAGUUCACUAUCUCCAGAAAGCCUACUGUGCAAAUUCCAGAAUUGUCAAAGCUUCUUGAUUGAGCAUUUCUAACUCUCUUUCUACUUGUUUGGUGUUGUUUUUGAUUUUUUUUUUAUUUUUAUUGUUUUUAAUUCUAAUAGAAAAAAAAAGAAAAAAAAAAUUUCUCUUGAUUUUUGUUUGCUUGCAUUUCCACUCAUACACUUGCAAAGGGCAUAUCAUUUGAGCUUCCUUGGUCUUUCCAUCAUUUUGAGCUUGAAUUUGAAUCAUUGCUUGUGGAUAUAAAUUUCAUUGCAUUUUAUGGCUUGGUUUCAUGAUCAUGAUUCAUUCCAUCAUUCAUUUGACAUCCAUUCCCAUCCAUUUCCAGCGCUUAACAUUGACCAUACAUCCCAUUUCCAUAAUCAAUUUCAACAAUAUAACUUUGAUUAUCCACCCCCAUAUCAUGAUCAUUUCCAUCCAAGUCACAAUUAUGAAUUUUUCAAUCCCAUGAGUUUUGAAUCCAAUCUAAGCACUCAUGUUGAGAGUACACCAUCCAUUGACAUUGAGCAUCUAGAAAAAUUAUAUGCACAAAGGGGUAAAUUUUAUUGUGUGCAUUGUGAGGCUAUCUCCCACUUCUAUUAUGAUUGUCCUAUUCUAAAAGGAUAUUGUGAACCACAUGGAGUAGCCCAAGCCUCACAAGAGAGAAAUUACAUGUUUCAAGUUGAAGACACACAAAAAGUUGCUCAUGAAGCUAUUGAGAAUAUAAAUACACCUCAAGCCACUCAAUCUCCAAAAGAGAAGGAGUCAAUCCAACCCUUACUUCAAGAGGUAAUUUCUCCUAUUCCUAUUGAGGUUGAUUCUUCUUCACAUUUGACUUUAUCUAAUGAUGAGCAUAAUGAUUUAAAUGAUGAUGACGUAGAUGAAGAAAUUAUAGUUGAAUCACCUUGGAUGUUUGAGCAUGAAUCAUAUUGUGAAAAAGUAUACCCUUGGGAGAAAAACACUUUGAGUUCACAUGAUAAUUCUCUUGAUUUAAAUUCAAAUAUCAUUGAAAGUGUUGACUCUUCACUUAGCUUGAAUAAAGAAAAUGAAAUGGAUGUUGAUGGUGGCGAUGAUGUAUCUUGUAUGCUUGAAAUUCCAAUUCCUUCUUGUGAUAUUGUUAAUAGUGCACAUGCACUUGUUUCUUCUAACCAUGAUGUGCUUGAGAAAGGUUGUUUACCUUCUUUUGUAGGUGAACAAGGCAAUGUAGCCAAACCAUCUCUUGAUUUCAAAGAGGAACUUGCUCAACUUGAAAAGGCUGUAGCUCCUACUAAGGAUUUGAACAAGGAAUUGAAAAUAACUCAAGAUGACAAGGAGGUUGAAAAUCAAGGAAUUGAUUUUACAAAGCCAAAUAGUAAUGAGAAUAAUAUUGAUUUAAUGCUUGAUGAUUUUGAUGAUGAGUUGGCUUUGUUUCAUAGUACUUGUUCUAAUUUCCUAUUCACUUGUGAUUGUUCACAUGAUUCUCCAUGCCCUAUUUGUUUAGAAAUUAAUUCAUUUGUGCUUGAAAAUAGUAGCAAUCAUUUACUUGAUAAAAUAAUUGAUGAUGUAUGUUUGAGUGAAAUUAAUCAUGAGUGCACUUCUUUAGAACCCAAUAUGCUUGAGGAAGGGUUCUUUGUUGAUUUUAUAGGUCUAAAUGAUGAUAUGGCCAAGAACCCCCAUGUACUUAGAGGAUUUAUCAUUGCAAUGGAAGAGACCUUGGCUAACCAUGAAGAUGAUCAACCACAUAAAGUUAUGAAAGAUUCUACACCAUACAUCUUGGAGCCAUUACAAAUUGAUCUUGAGCCUCCACCUAAGAUGCUUGGAAUGAAGAUGAUAAUGAGUAGCUUCAUGUUACUCCUCAAAGAUGAAAAUUUCAACUUCAAGAGCUUGUGGAGAUUUAAACUAGGUGGCAUGUGACUUGUGCAUCAAUUGGGCAAUUGAGGUCAACACUCCUUGAGGUCAAUGGCUGAUGGUUUGCACGUGAA
Molecule: messenger RNA, 2110 nt
Organism: Prosopis cineraria
Lineage: Eukaryota; Viridiplantae; Streptophyta; Magnoliopsida; Fabales; Fabaceae
Exons: 3
Coding region: 432-2042 (536 amino acids)
Source: RefSeq, a predicted model, not a curated record